Molecule: messenger RNA, 1459 nt
Organism: Colossoma macropomum (tambaqui)
Lineage: Eukaryota; Metazoa; Chordata; Actinopteri; Characiformes; Serrasalmidae
Gene: kcnj11
Product: potassium inwardly rectifying channel subfamily J member 11
Exons: 1
Coding region: 227-1378 (383 amino acids)
Biological process (GO): regulation of monoatomic ion transmembrane transport; potassium ion import across plasma membrane
Cellular component (GO): plasma membrane
Molecular function (GO): ATP-activated inward rectifier potassium channel activity
Source: RefSeq, a predicted model, not a curated record
GUAAAGUAAGUCGUAAUGCCCAUCACCGCUGCCUGGCCAGGACUGAGGGGUAAGCUCAGCGCGCAUAGUUUGGGUGAGCAGCUGACAGCACAUGCUGUGGUGAGGGUGAAAGACUGGCGGAGUCGACGGGAGCCUCCUCGGCGUUUUCACCGAGCAGGUGCUGCAAUGCGUGCCUCGUAAGGAACGGCGAGCACCUGAGCUUCGGAAGCCCUAGCAUGGGACAGCUAUGUUGUCCAGGAAAGGACUCAUUCCCGACGACUUCGUGGUGACCCGUCUGGCUGAAGAUGUCCUGCAGCCCAAAUUCAAGACGAAGCAGCGCAAGGCGCGCUUCGUGGACAAGAACGGCGCGUGUAACGUAGCGCACACGAACAUCCGCGAGCAGGGCCGCUUCCUGCAGGACGUCUUCACCACGCUGGUGGACCUCAAGUGGCUGCACACGCUCUUCAUCUUCACCAUGUCGUUCCUGUGCAGCUGGCUGCUGUUCGCCAUGAUUUGGUGGCUCAUCGCGUUCGCGCACGGCGACCUGGACGCGGGGCGCGCGGACGCUGUGCCGUGCGUCACGGACAUCCACUCGUUCUCCUCCGCCUUCCUCUUCUCCAUCGAGGUGCAGGUGACCAUCGGCUUCGGCGGCCGUAUGAUCACGGAGGAGUGCGCGUCGGCCGUGCUCGCGCUCAUCGUGCAGAACAUCGUGGGCCUGGUUAUCAACGCCAUCAUGCUGGGCUGCAUCUUCAUGAAGACGGCGCAGGCCAACCGGCGCGCGGAGACGCUCAUCUUCAGCAAGCACGCGGUGGUGUCGGCGCGCAACGGCCGCCUGUGCUUCAUGUUCCGCCUGGGCGACCUGCGCAAGAGCAUGAUCAUCAGCGCAACGGUGCGCAUGCAGCUCGUGCGCCGUGGCGCCACGGACGAGGGUGAGGUGCUGCCGCUCGAGCAGAUCGACAUCCAGACGGACAACCCGGUGGGCACGAACGCCAUCUUUCUCGUGUCACCGCUCAUCAUCAGUCACGUGAUCGACCGCAGCAGCCCGCUGUACGACGUGAGCGCCGCCGACCUGCAGCGCCAGGACAUGGAGGUGAUCGUGGUGCUGGAGGGCGUGGUGGAGACCACCGGUAUCACCACGCAGGCACGAACGUCCUACGUCUGCGAAGAGAUCCUGUGGGGGCAGCGCUUCGUGCCCAUCGUGUCCGAGGAGGACGGCAUGUACGCCGUGGACUACUCCAAAUUCGGCAACACCGUCAAGAUCCCGACGCCCAGCUGCAGCGCCAAACAGCUGGACGAGGAGGGAGGACUGGCCAGAUUCAGGCUCAGAGAGUCCGCCGCUGCCCGGGGCUCAGUGAGGAGGAGAAUCAAACAGCAGCAGAGCACCAGCAAAGAGGAGUGAGCUCUUAUUUUGGAAAGGAAACGGACGUGUGCGCGUGUGUUUGUGGGACAGUGGAGGUGGGCUCGAGAGAGUGAGAUGUUU